AUGGCUCCCAAGCAACCUUACCAGCUCACUCCCGAGCAGCAGGCCGCUGCCGAGGAAAAACGCCGAUUACGUGCGGCGUCAAAGGCGGUGCAACAGAAUCAAGUUGUAGAAACGCAUCAGCGCGGUACAAUUGUCGGCCGCGAAUAUCUUUCAGUCAGCGAACCUGAACCCGAAGGGCCUCGUUUGACAAUCAUGACUUGGAAUCUUCUCGCGCAAUGUCUCGUCCGUCGUAAGCUCUUUCCGACGUCCGACUGCCUCAAGGUCAACCAGCGUCUGAACAUGACCUACGAGGAGCUUCUUUCCCCGCGCGCCGAUGUCAUCUGCUUGCAAGAAACCGAUAGACUCGAGAAGCUUCUUCCGGUACUCGAUAAGGCAGGAUACGAUCAUUCCUAUGCCGCCGGACCUCGUAAGAAGCACGGCUGUUGUAUCGCCUGGCGUCGCAGCAUCUUCUCCAAGGUCGCUUCAAAAGUGCUAUAUUACGAUGAUGAGCCUGGCCUGAGUUUCCGCACUCGCAAUAUCGCGCAUAUCGUCGCUCUACGGCGCACUGAUUCCGAAGAUGGAGUGAUUGUUGCUACAACUCAUCUCUUCUGGCAUCCGGCGUACAUAUAUGAGCGCUCUCGACAAGCCGCACUGCUUCAGCGCGAGACUCGCUCGUUUCGUGCUGCUCACGGCUCCAGCUGGCCUGCGAUCAUCGCCGGCGACUUCAACUUUGCACCGCAUGAAGCCGCUUACGCUCUCAUGCUUCGUCAACCGCUCUCAGAGGCCCACCGCGCGAAGUUAUCUGGCUCGCGCGUCGUGCACAAGUCCGUAGACCCGGCUGUGUCAGCGGAGGAGAUACGUAAACCUGAAAAGGUCGAGGUUGCCGCAGCAGCGCAGGAGAAUACGGAGGCAGAAAAGGACGAAGACGGGGGCGAGGGUGAGGGCGAGGGCGAGGAGGGUGAGGAGGGCGAGGAAGAGGGCGGAGGUGACCCGGAUCGUGUCCUUGUCAAUACGCGCCCACCUCGCCCGGAGGACGGGUUGUUGGAAGACGACGAGCUCGAAGCGCUCUACGCUCUAGGCGAUGAACCUACCCCUCGCAGUGCUUAUGAUGAGGGGCAGAGGACCCUAGCGGCGGCGGGUGUUGAAGAUGUGGAUUUACUACGAUGUGGCGAGCGCCUUGGCAUUGACAAGAGCUCGCUAGGAGCAUAUGAGCCUGUGUAUACAAACUACACAUUCUACUGGAAAUUGACACUCGACUACGUGUUUCUAUUAGAUCCGCCAGGUUCGCGUUCAAAAGUACUACGUAUACUCGCGCCACACAAAGCCGAGAAUUUGGGCGACGGACUACCAAAGAAGGGUAUUUCGGCGAGCGAUCACGUCUCGCUUGCAGCGGAACUUCAGUGGACCAAGGUCGAGGCAUGA
Molecule: messenger RNA, 1401 nt
Organism: Peniophora sp. CBMAI 1063
Lineage: Eukaryota; Fungi; Basidiomycota; Agaricomycetes; Russulales; Peniophoraceae
Source: the annotation of a GenBank genome assembly